Messenger RNA from Scheffersomyces coipomensis, 1668 nucleotides. It is a transcript of the gene RAD57, whose product is annotated as putative DNA-dependent ATPase. Gene Ontology annotation, cellular component: condensed nuclear chromosome. Gene Ontology annotation, biological process: chromosome organization involved in meiotic cell cycle; DNA repair; reciprocal meiotic recombination. Bases 1 to 1668 code for a protein of 555 amino acids. Gene Ontology annotation, molecular function: ATP binding; single-stranded DNA binding; ATP-dependent DNA damage sensor activity. The transcript has a single exon. The record is from RefSeq and is a predicted model, not a curated record. NCBI's taxonomy places the organism in Eukaryota, Fungi, Ascomycota, Pichiomycetes, Serinales, Debaryomycetaceae.
AUGGAUGAUUUCAAACAAUUAAAUAGCAGUGAAAUCCAUUCAUCUCAAGAUUUCCCAUCUUUAAUUUCAAUUUUUAAAAAUAAUGGUAAAACCAUUAGUGAUCUAAUCUUAUAUGAUUAUAAUAAACAAUCAAGUCAAUUAUCAAAACUUUCAAGUCGAUCGAUUCGUGAGGUGGAUGAUUAUCUAGAUGGUUUGAAACAAGACUUAUCGAAUCAUAUCCCCAAAAUAGAUAUAAAACAUGAAUUAAGUAACGAUGAACCAUCAUUUAUUUCAACUGGAUUACCAACUAUUGAUAAACAAUUAGGUGGGAAAGGAAUCCCAUUAGGAGAAUUAACUGAAGUAUUUGGAUCAAGUGGAUGUGGGAAAUCUCAUUUAUUAAGUCAAUUAGCAUUAAGAAGUCAAUUAUUAUCCACGGAAAAGAAUCAAUCGAUAUUCAUAGCUACGGAAUCAUUUCUUGAAACUAAACGAUUAAAUGAUAUGAAAAAUCAAUAUAAUGAUGAUCCUCGUGUUCUGUUGGAUAACAUAACCUAUAUCUAUUGUCAAGAUCUUGAAAGUCAGGAUCAUAUUAUCUAUACUCAAUUACCAAUCAAAUUACAACAAUUAGAUGGGAAAGUCAAUCUUAUUAUUAUUGAUAGUAUUGCUCAACAUUUAAGACGAGAAGGUUCAUUGAAUAAUUGUAAUUAUCUUAAACAUAAGAUAUCGAAAUUAUAUGAUCAAUUAAAGGAUUUACCUGAUUUUCAACCGCUUUAUAAACUUCAUCAAAUUCAAAUUAAAAAAUUUCAAAAUAAAUCAUCGAAAUAUUAUAAUCGAUUUUUAAAGAAUCAUUAUUUAUAUUUAUUAAAUCGUCAUCUAUAUCGAUUAGCCAUAAGAUAUAAUGUGGCUAUAGUUAUUAUAAAUCAAGUUAGUGAUUUUAUAAAUUCAACCAUUGAUAAUGAUGAUGAUUUUUUAGUGGAAGAUAUUUUAAAUCCCUUAAAUGUGAAUUUUCAAAUUGGAUUAACCAGUGGUUGGGAUACAAAUAUUAUUUUACAUGAUCAACAACAAUCCUUACCAAAGGCUAAAUUUCAAUUAAAUUCGAAAGAUUUAGAAUUAACUACUUAUCAUUUAGAAAAAUCAUUAAAUCAACCUCAAAACAAACAUCAAAGAGUGAAUACUGAUGGAGAAACUUUCGAUCCAAGAUAUGCUAGACAGAAUUUAACUAAUCAUGAUGAAGAUUAUAAUAAUCAACGAGAUUUAUUAUUAAAAUUACAUAAAUUAGGUAAUCUUAAUACCAAAAGAGUGGUUCCAACUUUAGGUUAUCCCUGGUCAAUUCGAAUUCCGAUUCGAAUUAUGUUAAUGAAAACAUAUAAACCAUUGAUGAAGGAUAAAAAGGAUUGGUUAGAAGUUACGAAUCAUAAUAGUGUGGUUGAUCCUGAGACGGGUUUAACUUAUGAACAAUUGAUGGAAGGAUUCAAUGUUAAUAAUGAGGGAGAAGAUUCUACUACUACUACUACUACUACGAAAAAAAGAUCAUUUAAUCAAUUGAAUUCAACUACAUCCAUUGAAGCCUUAAUUAAAGGGUGGAAAGUUGAAAGAUAUGCUAAAGUAGUAUACUCCAAAUAUAAUGAUAACGAUAAUGAUAAUGAUAAAAUUGAAUUUACCAUCACUGAUAAUGGAUUAUUUGAAGUUUAA